This is a messenger RNA of Hyalella azteca, 918 nucleotides long. Its product is annotated as brachyurin-like. NCBI's taxonomy places the organism in Eukaryota, Metazoa, Arthropoda, Malacostraca, Amphipoda, Hyalellidae. The transcript has 7 exons. Gene Ontology annotation, biological process: proteolysis. The record is from RefSeq and is a predicted model, not a curated record. Gene Ontology annotation, molecular function: serine-type endopeptidase activity. Bases 1 to 894 code for a protein of 297 amino acids.
AUGGCGUGUGCGCUAGUGCAAGUGAUGUACCGUAGUGUGGUGCAGCUCGUUACAGGCCUGCGCUCGCAUGACAUUACUCUGGCACCACGCCGGCCAGACGUUGGAUUAGAUAGUCAACCCUCAAGAUUGACGGAAGCAAACUCGGUCGCGGGCUGCGGCCCUACGAAGGAUGCCUCGCGCAUCGUGGGCGGCACCGAAGCAGUACCUCACUCCUUCCCCUGGCAGGUUGCUCUCUUCAUCGACGACAUAUACUUCUGCGGUGGCUCGCUGAUCAGCGACGAGUGGGUGCUCACAGCCGGUCACUGCUUGCAUGAGGCCCAAUCGGUUGUAGUGGUUGCAGGCGCUCACAACAUCCGAGAAGCCGAACCGUCUCAGGUAACAAUGACAUCGACGAACCUGAAGGUGCACGAGGAUUAUGGCCCCGUUUUUUUGAGGAACGAUAUCGCUAUUCUCAAACUGCCCAGCCCAAUUACCUUUAAUGAGUUCAUUGCCCCCGUGUGCUUGCCUACGAGGAGUGACGCUAUCCUGCCAGCGGGCACCAGCGUUACGGCCUCCGGCUGGGGGAGGAUCCAAGACGAUGCAGUGAACGUCAGUGACGUGCUGAACCAGUCUACCAACGACGUCAUCACCGACGAUGAAUGCGAGGUCUACUACGGCGCUAAUACCAUCAACGGUGGUGUUGUCUGCACCGACACUACCGGCGGUCACGGCACUUGCUACGGUGAUUCUGGCGGACCUCUGAACUACCGCACCGGAGGCGUGACGGUGACCCGAGGCGUGACAUCGUUCGUGUCCGACGGAGGAUGCGCAGGAGGUCUCCCUGACGGCUUCACGCGUGUUCUUUACCAGCUCGACUGGAUCGAAACCAACACCGGCAUUAUCAUCGACAAUUAAACACAAUUGUCGCUCUAAUAAAGC